This is a messenger RNA of Microplitis mediator, 2359 nucleotides long. RefSeq lists its product as uncharacterized. The transcript is spliced from 2 exons. The record is from RefSeq and is a predicted model, not a curated record. Bases 132 to 1790 code for a protein of 552 amino acids. NCBI's taxonomy places the organism in Eukaryota, Metazoa, Arthropoda, Insecta, Hymenoptera, Braconidae.
GGAUCUCUUGAAUUAUUUUUAAUUUCAUACACCAAUAUCCUAAAUAAUCUAACUUAAAGUGUAUUUAUUCAACUAUCUUUAGUCUUCAGUGAGUGAUAGUAGAAAUUUUUUACAUCGAAAGAGCAGAUAUUAUGGAAGAUACUAAGAUCCAUCGAUUUUCUGCUAGUGAGAGAUUUAGGAAGACUCGUAGUGGAUGGAAUGAGAGAGUGCCGAGAGGCAGUAAUAAGUCGGAUCGACGCUUUAGCGGUCCCCGCACGCUAUCUCAUCCACCCAGGCAACCAGAGUGUCAGUCUGAUAAGAGAAAAAAGAAAAACUUGAUUAGACACGAACUCCGAACCCGGAAAUACCAAACGCUUCUGGAAGCUAAUAAUGGAAAAAUGACACCGGAGCUGGUUAAACUGUGGCAUCACGUGGCUACUCCACAAGUAGUGGCACUGACGCGGAUCACUGGGAGUGCUCCUGGGAUCUGCUCCAGCGAUAUAUGGCCGUCGAAUUCGACAGGUUUGCCAAAAGAGUCCAGGGAGAUAAGCCAUCGGUCUGAUGAACAUCAGCAUCGAUAUUAUGCCUCUGAGAGAUCCAGAGAGGAUGAUAGUAGAUCGAAUGAGAGAAUGCACAGAGGCAGUGAUCGACGCUUGACGAGUCCCCGCACGGUAGCUCAUUCGCCCAGACAACCAAAGUAUCGCUUGGCGGGUCGCCGUGCACCUGAUUGGCCGUCAACUUCGACAGGUUUGUCAAGAGAGUCCAGGGCGAUAAGUCGUCGCUCUGAUGAACAUCAGCAUCGAUAUUAUGCCUCUGAGAGAUCCCGAGAGGAUGAGAGUAGAUCGAAUGAGAGACUGCACAGAGGCAGUGAUCGACGCUUGACGAGUCCCCUCACGGUAGCUCAUUCGCCCAGACGACCAAAGUAUCGCUUGGCCGGUCGCCGUGCACCUGAUUGGCCGUCAACUUCGACAGGUUUGCCAAAAGAGUCCAGGGAGAAAAGCCGUCCCUCUGAUGAACAUCAGCAUCGAUAUUAUGCCUCUGAGAGAUCCAGAGAGGAUGAUAGUAGAUCGAAUGAGAGACUGCACAGAGGCAGUGAUCGACGCUUGACGAGUCCCCGCACGGUAGCUCAUUCGCCCAGACGACCAAAGUAUCGCUUGGCCGGUCGCCGUGCACCUGAUUGGCCGUCAACUUCGACAGGUUUGCCAAAAGAGUCCAGGGAGAAAAGCCGUCCCUCUGAUGAACAUCAGCAUCGAUAUUAUGCCUCUGAGAGAUCCCGAGAGGAUGAUAGUAGAUCGAAUGAGAGACUGCACAGAGGCAGUGAUCGACGCUCGACGGGUCCCCGCGCGGUAGCUCAUUCGCCCAGACAACUAGAGUGUCGCUUGGCGGAUCACCGCGCACCUGAUUGGCCGUCUACUUCGACAGGUUUGCCAGAAGAGUCCGGGGAGAAUAGUCGUCCCUCCGAAGAACUUCAACUCGAGAUUCGAGUCUCUCCACCAGCUGUGAUAGAGGAAAAGAUGAAACCAUUUUUGCCACCACCGCCACAGCCAUAUGUGCUGGGAAUAGUAGACCCGUGGCGCGAGUAUAGAGGGAAGAAAAACAGGAAAAAGCGAAGGAAGACGUUUCACAGGCAAUUUAAUUGGGCCGACGCCGAGUGGGUAUGUCCGACUGGAUCACCAAAAUCACCCGAGUCGGGAAUUGAAGAGAUACCAGCGUUUGAUGACCUCUCCAUUGAUGUCCCCCCAAUGAAUUCCGAUGAUGAAUUGGUGAUGCAUGAUGAUGAAGGAGUAGGCCUCGACGACGCGGACCUUUAAUUUUCCUUGUGAUCGUCGUCCCAAAGAUAUCGUCGAACAAAAAGGGCUUACACACACACACACACACACACACACACACACACACACACACACACACACACACACGGACGUCCAUCCGGAAAUAGUCGGAAUAGUUUCCUAGGACCUCAAAAUCUCUAGAUCUGAUGAAAACUCGAUUUUUCGAAAAUCAGACUGAAAGCAAUAACUUUCCGUUAUUUAAAAAUUUUCAAUUUUCAUGGCGGGAAAUUAAAAAAUGUACUAUUAUCCUAAAGAUCAGUACCUUCUUAAAAGUAAUGUAUCAUUAAUAAUCAUAUCAUAGAUUUUGAUUGUUAAAUGAAAAAAAACACUAUUUAAUUAUAUUUUAUUUAUGUAUAAUAUUUAAUGUCUGUUUAAUAAUGUAAUUAAAUAAUGUAGCAACAAAUACAAUUAAUUAAUAAAAGCUAAUAAUUAAUAUUAUUAAAAUAAAUUUUAUAAAUAUUUACAUUUUUCUUAUGUUUCACUAUCGCUUUCUAUAUUAUCAGAAAAAUAAUUCAUAAUAAUUAAAUUAUUGUCAACAAGUUAAAAGUAUA